Molecule: messenger RNA, 345 nt
Organism: Emiliania huxleyi CCMP1516
Lineage: Eukaryota; Haptophyta; Isochrysidales; Noelaerhabdaceae
Exons: 1
Source: RefSeq, a predicted model, not a curated record
AUGCCCGACGCCCACCCGGGCGGCGUGCUCCACCUCAUCAUCGGCCACGACGUCCGCGAGGAGCGGAUGGGUCGGCGCUGGGUGGUCUACGUGCGCCAGUGCGCCGACGGCCAGGUGCGCAAGACGCUGAUGAAGGACUCGCCGUUGGCGGCGGAGAUUCGUGGCAUCAGCUUCCGCAUCGUCAGCGACGGCGGUCGUCUGAACGAACAGUUCGUGCAGUCGCCCGGUCCGUUCGAGUGGGGCAAGCUCGCCGGCGCCGUCGGCGCCGAGGCGUCCUGCAUUACCAUUGCGGUCACUUUUCACCUCAUCGACAUCUCGGCGCCGCCGCAUGUGCACGUGCAUGAG